This is a messenger RNA of Chinchilla lanigera (long-tailed chinchilla), 963 nucleotides long. RefSeq names its product coiled-coil domain containing 126 (gene Ccdc126). The transcript has 4 exons. NCBI's taxonomy places the organism in Eukaryota, Metazoa, Chordata, Mammalia, Rodentia, Chinchillidae. The coding region runs from base 416 to 838 and encodes 140 amino acids. The record is from RefSeq and is a predicted model, not a curated record.
CGGGAGCCGAGCGGGGCGGCUCGUCCGAGCUGCGGGGAUGCAGAGCGCCGCGGCACCCGCGCUCGCUCCGUGUUGUUUUGACAGCUCAGUUUCGUUCUACUUUAGGAGAGAAAGGAAGUCAAAUAGAUGCCCUUUAAAAACUCCCUUUCAGAAUUUAUCCCCCGGUGACCGGCGUUCUAAUUUAAUUGGAAUGGGGUGUGACUUGGCACUGAGCUUUACAUAAAGUUUCUCCAGGUGAUUGUAAUGUGGACCAUUCCCCCAGAAGAAACCAAAGAGUUAAUAUAAGAGUGGAACAACCUUGCUGAAGAUGAAGAAUAUAUAUUAGAGAAGUUUUUUCUUUUUUCCUUCAGAAGUUUUGUUUGGGGGCUUGUCUCCAGUUACCACUUCACAAUCAAGUCUGUUUACUUCAUCAGAAAUGUUUUUUACAAUCUCAAGAAAAAAUAUGUCCCAGAAAUUGAGUUUGUUGUUGCUUGUGUUUGGACUCAUUUGGGGAGUGAUGUUACUGCACUAUACUUUUCAGCAGCCAAGACAUCAAAGCAGUGUCAAGUUACGUGAGCAAAUACUAGAUUUAAGCAAAAGAUACGUUAAAGCUCUUGCAGAGGAAAACAAGAACACAGUGGCUGUUGAGAAUGGUGCUUCUAUGGCAGGAUAUGCCGAUCUGAAGAGAACAAUUGCUGUCCUUUUGGAUGACAUUUUACAACGCUUGGUGAAGCUGGAGAACAAAGUCGACUAUAUUGUUGUGAAUGGCUCAGCCACUAACACUACCAAUGGCACUAAUGGGAAUUUGGUGCCAGUAACCACAAAUAAAAGGAUAAAUGCCUCGGGCAGCAUUAGAUAGCAGUUGAAGAUCACCUUGUACUGCUGUAUCCACUACGGACUAUUUGCCAUCACGGAAAAGCUUUUUAACUGCUGGCUAGGAGAGAGUAAUACUUUACAAUAAAAGCCCAACACAUUUUCAAGGAA